This is a messenger RNA of Thermothielavioides terrestris NRRL 8126, 174 nucleotides long. RefSeq lists its product as uncharacterized. Bases 1 to 174 code for a protein of 57 amino acids. Lineage: Eukaryota; Fungi; Ascomycota; Sordariomycetes; Sordariales; Chaetomiaceae. The record is from RefSeq and is a predicted model, not a curated record. The transcript has 2 exons.
AUGGUUUCUAGGAAGCUUGAGGGCGAGGCAGUCGGCUUGGGCGCGAGGGAUGCCUCAUCCACUCUGAUUCCGACUCUCCUCCAGAGCGUGGCCGAGGUUGCCGAGACCCUCCGCCACUCGCACCAUGUUGCGGCCACCGGCGCUGCCAACACGUUCGGCGAUGACCGUGCGUAA